AUGGGCAAAUCAACGGAAUCUGCUGCGGGUGAAUCGACGGAAUCUGCUGUGCUCCGACUAUUGCGAACGAAGAAAAAUAUUGCAAGCAUCAAGCCUGAGAAGAAUCGUACUGUUGAGAUAUUGUUUAAUAAUAACUUUUUCUGUAGAUUUGCAAUUUGUGGGGGAGAUAAAUUAUUUGGUGGUCUUUAUGUUGUUCGAGUCAUGUGGGGGACUAUUGUUUACUGGUUUUCAAGGGAAAAAGAUGGUCUAUUUACAGUGAGGACUCACUUUAAUGGGUUUCUCACGAAUCCAGCAAGGCGGCAGUACAAAGGUGGAGAAGUGGCUACCAUUUACAAAUGUGAUCCAGACUACUGGUCCAAAAUAGAAGUGGACGAUUUUGCUGUGAUGAAGUUGGGUCUUGUUGCUGCGAAAUUAAGUUACUGCUGCCUACAACCUGGCAAGGGCAUAGAUGAUGGGUUGUUUCUUUUGUUUUGUAACGAUUCUGCGAAUAAAAUGGCGGCACUUGGUUUGAAAGAAACUUUGGUGGAUUUGUUUGUUGUCCAUAGUGAUGCAGGUGAGGAUGCUGACCUUGAAAUUCCUAUCAGUCAGCUUACACAAGAACAAAUAUCAAUAACAACUCAGAAGAUGGAAUCUACUCAUAAGAAUAGUCUCUCACCUAGGAUACCUGCAAGGAUGAAGGUGGCAGAUGUUAACUUUUCGAAAAUAAAAGAUCUUGUGAUUCUAGAUAGGGAAAAAUAUGAUAGUGAUGAACCUCCAGAGAUAGAAAUUUCGAAAAAAAUUCCAAGAUGUGGUGUAGAUCAUAUAAUUGGUUGCAGUGAUUUGGAUGAACCAACUGAUGGUGAAGGUGCGGAAGUAAAUGCCGACAAUGGUGAUCAAGCACAUCCUUGUGAGAAAUCAGGUGCUAGGGCAAAACAUGUUGAAGUUGAUGAAGGCAAAGCCACUGUUGGUGAUGAUGCACAACGUUGUGACAAGGAUGGUCACAGACUUAUGACAAAACGAUGCAAAGCAAAGGAGAAGACUAAAGCCAAUGGUGUCAAUCAAGAUGAAGAAUACAUAAGGGAAAAAGCAAAGGGAAAGAGAAAAGUUGACAGUAGAGAUGGAGAUGGCAAGCCGGGAGGUGUUGAGGAAACGGAAGAAGUGGAGCCAAAUGGAAGUAAAGAAACACCUGAUAGUGACUAUGAGCUUGAUGAUGAUCCCAAUGAAGGAGAAAGUGAUGGUGGUGGAGAAGAAUCUAACGAUGGAUAUGGGAGUGAGGAGUUUGGAAUUGAUGAUGCAAGAUUUGAAACAUAUGGUGGUGUUCGGGCUGCAAUACCAAAGUUCAGAAGGUACAAUGCAGCAACAAAUUAUAACAAACCAAAAUGGGAAAUCGGGUUGCGUUUUGUUCAAAACAAGAGUUCCAAGAAAUGGCCAAGCAUCAUGGAGUCAAAGAUGGGAAGAAGAUACGUUUCAAGAAAAAUGAUCAUGAAAGGUGCAAAGCAAUUUGUAAAGGUGGCAGUGGCAAUUGUCUGUGGACUGUCAGAAUCACUUGGAGACCAAAGUGUCAGGAAUGGUAGAUUGUGCAAAGGAGGUAACCAUACCAGCAGAUCUUGUCCUAAUAAGGCAAGUACAUCUACUGAGCUUGCUUCACAACCAAAGAAGACAAUGAAAGGUUCCUCAUCAAUCAACCCAGAACCUGCUAAAAAGGCAAAGAGAAAAGGUGUGGCAGAUGCAUCAUGCAGCAACCCAGAACUAGCUAAAAUGUUAGCAGUAGCAGUUUUGGGAGCAUUAAAAUUCACUAUAGUGGCCGUCUUUGGGAAAAGCCAUUCCCAUUUUAUGAUGGAGAAUGGCGUUGAGGCGAUUGUCGGUGAUAGGGGAGUUUCCAUUCUCCGCUCUGAUGCUCUAGCUGAUGACUCUAGAUUAAUCGUCCUUUAUGCCUUGAAUAAAGCGGAUGAAUACUGGUUUGCUCGGAACAAUAAUUCUAUGAUUAAUGAUGAUGACAUCAAUGGUGACGUAGAUCUCAGUUGCUAUUGUGAUGAUUGUUGGCUAGCUGAGCACUCUAGGCUUGAUCCAAACGUCGAAUUAGUUGAUGAUGAAGAGGAUGAUGUUUGUUCUUGUGAUGAAUUAGAUUGUGAAAUUUGUAAGACCAAUUUUCUCUAUGGUACCAGUGAUGCCAUGUGA
Oldenlandia corymbosa var. corymbosa is the source of this 2157-nucleotide messenger RNA. The record is from the annotation of a GenBank genome assembly. Lineage: Eukaryota; Viridiplantae; Streptophyta; Magnoliopsida; Gentianales; Rubiaceae.